UCAACAUUUGAUCGAUGAAGUAGUGUGUUUAUUGAUCGGUUAGCUGAGAUCAAAAUAAAAAAAAUUAUGCAAAAUAAAAACAACCAAGAAUAGUUCGUUUGCAUUUUGAUUAAGAUCAAAUGUGUCUGCGUUGCGCCAUAUCGUCAUCAUGUAGAAGAACGUCUCUAAAAUUGGAUUGAACUCCGAAAGCAAAAAGAGAAAGACACAGAAUUUGAUGAGAGAUAUGACAUUUAUUUUUUUCUCAUUUCGUUGUUGUCGAUUCUUCUUCGUCUUGGGUCCAGCUCGUUCACUUCACCAUAUAUACAAUUUCUCACACCAACACAUGCACAUUGCGAAUGAAUGAAUAAGUCAACUGUACAAUAGUUGAAGAUCAAUAAGACAGUUUGCGGCAUCGUUUUCUUGGCUUACUUAUUGUCGUCAUUCGAAACCAUCAGCAUCAGCAGCAUCUUCUUCUUUUUCGUUCUCAUCGUCGUUGUCGACGGUCGACAUCAGUGUCUGGGCUCUUUUAACACACACACACAUAGCGCUCAAUCGGUCGCGUCGCUUGGCAGCUACAAAAUGAAUUCCGUGAAAGAGAGAACAACACGCAGAGAACGAAGAAGCACUGAAUCAGUGCCGUAAAUGUCUGUUCAGUUGGAUUAUCUCGGUUGCUGCCUCAUGAAACAGACGCACAAAGAAGUGAAUAAUAAAAACGAAAGAAAACAACAUACACACAAAAGAAAACCACCAACAAAAAACAUAAAAACGUACGCAAAAAGAAUUGAAAAAUAAAGUGCUGUCGUUGAACGAAACUGCGUGAAUACGCACUCACUAAAAUAAAACCAUUUAUAAUUAAAAAUUGAAAAUUUGUAUAGACGUGUUUCGCACGCGCGUUUGUAUGAGUGAGUGUGCUUCUUACAAAUCAGUCAGUUCAUUUAUUGUGUGCCGUUGUUGUACACGUGAAACGUGGGAAUAAUACUCAAUUCAAUUUAAAUCAUCGAACCGUGGUAAAAGUGCUACAAACUCAAUUUUUAGUGCAUUUAAAUUGGAUAAUUUUCGUGCUAUUUUCAUCGUGUUUUGGUGUAAUGAAGAACGAUUUUACUGUUUAUAAACAAAAUUCAAACUGAAGUAGUGUGUUCCCGGACAUAUUUAGAUUCCAAUAUAAAAGAGUGUUGUUUAAACGAUAAUUUAUACGAGAGAGAGUUAAUUGUGACCGAAUUAAUUGGUGUUCGUUUCGUAUUAUCGAAACCAUAGUGAGAAAAGCAUUAAAUGAACAUAGACAGAAGAGAGCUUAUAUCGUGCACGUAAAACCAGUUGUGUAACCAAUAUUUUAAUAUUUCAUUUGUUGAACAUUUUGUUGUUAUCAAUCGUCAUGUCCACUUCGACCAGUAAAAGUUCAGCCAUCCCAAAAAUAGAGAAUGUCCCAUCCACAUCAGUUAGCAAACAAUCAAUUCCACAGCCAAUCAGUUCACAGUCCAAAAGUAAUAAUCAUCAUCAGGCAAAUCCAUCACAAAUUCCAAGCCAUUUGUCAUUGCACCAAAACGUUCAAAAAUCACACGGUAUUCCAUCGAUAAUACCACAACCACAAAAACAUUUACAACCGCCUCGGUAUCAACCGCCACCGCCUGCACCCGGCGGCAUUUUAAAGAACAUAUCGCCACAACGAUCCGGCAUUCCAACACCACAAUUUCAUCAAUCGUCACAUGCGACUGAGACAAAUGCGCAUUUAAACCUGAAAUUCCCACAAGAAGUGCCUAAACUAACGACCGUCUAUAUACCAGACAGAAAUCCAGGUACAUCAUCUCGCAUCGCCACCGCCACUGCCACCGCCAGAUCGUUGCAGCAACAACGUCAAACAAUUAACGGUUUACAAUCACAACCAUCGCCACAUUUAUCUACCACAGACGACGAACAAUCCACAUCCAGCAGAAAUCAUCAACAAGAAAUGCUGAAAUUUGUUCGUAAAAGUGAUACCGAUUCCGUUUCUGCACAUUCACCAAAUCCAAAUGCCAUACCAUCGGCCAAUAAUGUUAUUCGCAUGAAUACAACCGAACAAAGUCGACAUUUUCAAUCGCUGCUUGCCGAAUUACGUCAAUUGAAAGACGCCAAUCAACGGUUGAGUGAUGACAAUCAAGAAUUACGAGAUUUGUGUUGCUUUUUAGAUGACGAUCGUCAGAAGGGACGUAAGUUAGCGCGCGAAUGGCAACGAUUCGGACGGUAUACAGCAAGUGUAAUGCGACAAGAAGUCUCGGCAUAUCAGAACAAACUCCGUCAAUUGGAUGAUAAACAACAAGAGUUAAUUCGCGAUAAUUUAGAACUCAAAGAAUUAUGUUUGUAUUUGGAUGAAGAGCGUGCCAAUGUCAGUGCAUCGAUUCCAUCGAGUUGUUCGAAUUGUGGAACAGCAAUCAGAUCCACAUCGACGAAUUCGUCAAAUGCUAUGCGAGACGAUGGCGAUGGUAGCAGCUCAAGUACAAAUGACGAACCGAUGCCAUCUGUGCGCCAAUUUUCUGUUCCGGAACAACAGUCUCGUUCAGCGCUGAGCGAUCAAACGCUUCAGUACGUGCGUUCGCUGGAACGGCGUCUUUUGGAGCAUGAACUUGCCAAUGGAAAUAAUAAUGUUGAAAAUAGUGCCAAUCUUGCCGCAUCAAAUGCCAAUAAAAACUCAACCGCCAACGGAAAUGGAAGCAGCAAUAACAGCAAAAGUGCAACGGAAACGAUUAAUUCGAAUCUCGAUGUGCUAUCAGGUCGUCCGGAAGCAGUGGUUCGUGCACUUCAAAUAUUAGAAGUAAGAGAACAGUUGGAACGUGACCGAGCCGGUGGCAACGUGUCGUCGAUGUCACCCGAACACAUGGACGACGGUGAAAAGGCGUUGCUCCGUGAAAUGUGUAAUGUUGUAUGGCGAAAACUCGAAGAAAAUCCGAAUAAUCAAGAUGUUUGAGCGCAAAAAAGAACAAGUAGACGAAGUACAAUAGAAGAAACGUAUGCAUUUAAAAUGUAAAACAAAAACAAAUAUGAUGAAAUAGAGAAUAUGCAUUAAGUUAUCGAUUACACAAAAUAUUUUUUAUUAUUUUUUUACGUUGUUCAUGACAAUAUGAUAUUUAUUUUUUAGCAUAAUAUUUUUUUUUUUGAAUGGUUUUGAGGCGGAAUAUUUUACAUUCAUUU
Contarinia nasturtii (swede midge) is the source of this 3141-nucleotide messenger RNA. It is a transcript of the gene Ccdc85, whose product is annotated as coiled-coil domain-containing protein 85C. The transcript is spliced from 5 exons. Bases 1352 to 2917 code for a protein of 521 amino acids. Lineage: Eukaryota; Metazoa; Arthropoda; Insecta; Diptera; Cecidomyiidae. The record is from RefSeq and is a predicted model, not a curated record.